Carassius auratus (goldfish) is the source of this 1599-nucleotide messenger RNA. RefSeq names its product vesicle associated membrane protein 1b (gene vamp1b). Gene Ontology annotation, biological process: vesicle-mediated transport. Gene Ontology annotation, cellular component: membrane. NCBI's taxonomy places the organism in Eukaryota, Metazoa, Chordata, Actinopteri, Cypriniformes, Cyprinidae. Bases 664 to 1011 code for a protein of 115 amino acids. The transcript has 5 exons. The record is from RefSeq and is a predicted model, not a curated record.
GAAGAUGAGAUCCAUAACUGCCUCUUCAGGUCACGAGGAAAACCGCGUGCGGUGUGUGCGGAGAACCCAGUUCUCAUGUGAAGAAAAGUCUUUUAAGAGUGAACAAGCCGACUCAGCACUCACUGAUGUACCGCAGUACAGAGAGAGAGGAUGGGGCUGUGGAAACAUGCUGGGCAUCCUCAUCCUCCUCCUCCUCCUCCUCCCCCCCAUGAGUUCAGCUACAGCAGCGACGCAGUGCAGGAGCGCAGCGCGCGCACAUCCACCGCACUAACCUACUAACCAACGCUACAACACUGAAGAAUUCCGUCACAACACACACAAUUACCCUGCGCUGCAUUAUUUAUGUGAAGUUUCUCUGAUUAAUGUCUAAAUUUUUAACGUUUCAGAGAGCAAACCGGUCCUCAUAAAUCCGUUACUGGAGUUUUCUCAAGGAGAAUCUGAACAUGUACACACGCGCUCGUGCGUCCGAGCACGCGACCGCUCUCACGGUCCAGCGCGUGCUGCGAUAAUGCGCCACUCUGACUGAAGACGCGCGCCAGAAGCAAUCUCAGCCGCUUCAUAAUAAUUUGAACGUCUAUACUACAUCUGCGCUAUUUUGAUUUUAAUUGUGUCUUCAUUGGUUUUUCUCCCUUCAGUGAGGCACUCUGAAAAAGCUGCUCGAGAAUGUCUGCUGCAGAUGAUGCCAACCCAGCAGGUGCUCCUGGAGGAGCCGGUCCUCCUGCUGCCCCUCCAAACACCACCAGCAACCGCCGACUGCAGCAGACACAAGCACAAGUGGACGAGGUGGUGGAUAUCAUGCGUGUGAAUGUGGAUAAGGUUCUGGAGAGAGACCAGAAGCUCUCCGAGCUGGACGACAGGGCAGAUGCUCUACAGGCCGGAGCGUCACAGUUCGAAAGCUGUGCUGCCAAACUGAAGAACAAAUACUGGUGGAAGAAUUGCAAGAUGAUGAUUAUUAUGGGUGUCAUUGGAGUCAUCUUCAUCGGAAUCAUUUUCUUGUAUUUCUUCACCUGAGCCGAUCCACCUGCAACGAACAAGAAUGAGUGAAUGAAGAAAACACAAUCAUGAGCUCUGUCCAUUUUCCACAUCCUUCUCGCUUUAAUCUCGAGGUCUCUCCGUUUUGAACCUUUAUGUAACAGUAAUACACAGAAAUCUGCUCUCCUUUAUCCUCUAGCAGAAUUAGCACAUUUCAGUCUCUCUCUCUCUCUCUCUCUCUCGUUCCCUCCAUUACAGAAUCUCCUGCAUUAUUUAAAUGUUUUGCAGACAUUCAUACAUGAAUGCACAGAGAGAGCAGAAGAAAAAUAGACUGGGAGAGACGAGUGAGAAGAUAAGGAGAGAGAGAGAGAAUGCUCAUGGAAGGAGGCGUACAAUACUGUUUCAAAGUUUGAGAAAGAAAAUAAUACUUUUAUUCAUCAAGGAUGCAUUAAUUUGGUCAAUAGUGACAGUGUCAGACAUUCAAAAUGUUAAGAAGAAAAAAAUCUAAUUUCUAAGCAUGGUUUCCACAAAACCAUUAAGAAAGACAUUGAUCAAUAAUCAGAAAUGUUUCUUGAGAAUCGGAUCAGCAUAUUACAAUGAUUUCUGAAGGAUCAUGUCUCACUGAAG